UCACCCAUCCCCUACAAAAUAUCUCUCUCUCUCUCUCUCUCUCUCUCUCUAAACUAUUUCCCCUCCCUUUUGGUGCUGAAAAUGAAGAUCAAUGUAUUUUGUGGUGUUGCACUACUCGCUAUGAUGAUGGCGCUGCAAGGAGAAGUGCCGGUGGUGGAGGCCGCGACAUGCAAUCCAAUGGAGUUAAGCCCAUGUCUUGCGGCAAUAACGACGGGGGCGCCGCCGUCACAAACCUGUUGUAAUAAGUUGAAAGAACAAAAACCGUGCCUUUGUGAGUAUAUUAAGGACCCUAAUCUCGGUAGAUUUGUCAACUCUCCCAAUGCCAUAAAGGUUCAAAAAUCCUGUGGCAUCCCCGCACCCAAGUGCUAGUACAUUAGAAAUGUAGACCUCUACUAUUAGGGUGAAAAGAGAGUAGUGUUGUAAUCUACCUUUGAUAAAUAAAGAAAGAGUUUGGGUUCAA
Molecule: messenger RNA, 460 nt
Organism: Rhododendron vialii
Lineage: Eukaryota; Viridiplantae; Streptophyta; Magnoliopsida; Ericales; Ericaceae
Product: non-specific lipid-transfer protein 2-like
Exons: 1
Coding region: 82-369 (95 amino acids)
Biological process (GO): lipid transport
Source: RefSeq, a predicted model, not a curated record